ACAUCGAUGUUCAUUGCUUGAACAUCGCUGUUUAGGCCUGACUUUGAAAGUGAAAGAAAUGGCCUGACAUCGCUGUUGCUGGGUCAACAGCGCUGUCCAAAAACUUUCUGCCAAUGUGUUUGUUUUUGGCUUAGGUUGGACAACGAUGUAGGGUAGGCUACAUCGCUGUUCCAGAUGUUUCUGGAAACCCAACCUUGGCUCAACAGCGAUCUAACAUCAACAUCGUUGUUGGAAGACUUAACGCCAAACCAUGGUUUUCAGCUUCCCAUGCCAGACAACGCUGUUGGUUUCACCAACAUUGCUGUUGGGCUGGCCAACAGUGGUGGUUACCUUGAACCGUUCAAGGAUGUCCAUCACCACGAACGAGUACGGGAGGAGGUGAUCGUGGUCGGUGGACGCGGCGACCGACAUGUUGAUCAUGACAAACUUUACCCAAUUGAUCGGGGCCGUGUGCAUGAUCGCGUGGAGAAGCUUGAGGUUCUCACCGGACAUGAUCGUGUGCCCAUGCUUCUGGGGCUUGAUGAUUCGGGACACGAUGUAGAGAAGGAGCCGGCUCUCGGGGUUUGUGGAGUGGAUGGUGGGGGGGCUCGAGGCAUGGCAGAUGAGCUCGGUGAUGCCAAGCUCGUUGAGGAUAAGGCCCUCGUUGUUGAGCACCCAGUCCUCUCCGCCAUAGUGGGAAACAUCGCCACCUUAGUAGGGGAGGCCGGCGAUGCGCCCAGGCUGCUCAACGGAAAGCUCAAUCAGCGUGCUCUUGACAAGAAAGUAGAGCACGUCGUCCUCACACCGGAGGUUGGAGUAGAAGGCCCGGAUCAUCGCCGGGUUGAUCUCCUUCUGAGCCCGGGAGACGAACAGCCAAAGACUGGAUACCCCGUGUCCAGGGUAUCCAUCAUGAGUCCCCAACUUCCCGAGCCGAGAGGAACUCGAGGCGAAGUGGAAGUAAACAAUAAUCCACCACUGAAGGGCACCGUCUUCCUUGCGUCUGGAGUGCACCGCCAACUCGCUAUCCCGAGCACGGUGAAGUAAGGCAAGCAACGCCAUCAGGUCAGAAACGUAAUGCCAAUUCGCUGUUCGGAAUGGCAAAAAGAAACACAUACUCUGCUCAUUGUUUUGAAAUGAUUUGCUCUCGUACAAAGUACAUCUUUGGUUCGCUGUUCAAAGGGCAACAAUCACCAUAAGGGUGGAUGAAUAAGUCGUCAUCCUUCCACCAUCCCGUCAAUGUGUGACCCACUCCACGGGGGAUGCCUCAUUAAAAACUUGCCGAGGAAAAAACCCAUGAGGAUGGGAAAAAAUCCUCAGUCAAGAAAAGAGUACAUCUCGU
Messenger RNA from Cuscuta campestris, 1318 nucleotides. Lineage: Eukaryota; Viridiplantae; Streptophyta; Magnoliopsida; Solanales; Convolvulaceae. The record is from the annotation of a GenBank genome assembly.